Messenger RNA from Gongylonema pulchrum, 1422 nucleotides. NCBI's taxonomy places the organism in Eukaryota, Metazoa, Nematoda, Chromadorea, Rhabditida, Gongylonematidae. The record is from the annotation of a GenBank genome assembly.
AUGUGUUUCAGAAAAAAGCGAGCUCAGUUAUGGCUUGGACCUGCUGCUUAUAUCAAUCACGAUUGUUAUCCAAAUUGUAAAUUCGUUCCAAAUUGUCAUACGGCUGUUGUACAGGUUUUGCGUGAUAUUGCUAAGGGUGAAGAAAUCACAACAUACUAUGGCGAUAACUUCUUUGGUGAAAACAAUCGUCGGUGUGAGUGCCCCACCUGUGAGCAGAAUCACAAGGGCGCUUUUGCAAAUUUAGAUCACACUACCGCCAUUUCAAAAGAAGACGAGAGGCAAAUGGAUGGAGAUAAAUCGAGCAACAGCUACACACUGCGGGUAACCAAUUCAAGACGUUCUCGCAGUUCGGCAUGGUCAGAUGGUGUGCGUUCGUCAGUGGUACGGCGACGGCACUCAAAACGCAUCAAGCAGCGUGCUCUUACUUGCAUUAUACCUCAAAGGCCGGAGGCUGUUGAUACUGCUCACUGCUCAAGAAAACGGAGUAAUUAUGACAGUGGCCAAAGUUGUAAACGCCGUGAAAUUUUAUCAGACAUUUCUUCUGUACCGAUAACAUCCCUACCGAGCGCAUCUGUAUCAAAGACACGUAAAGUCAAGAAAACAUAUACAGUGUCUGAUACAGCUUUCAAUCGUCUCGAAUCCCAAAUGAAGCCAUCAAAUGAUGCCUUGGUCUCAACAGCGAAUGCAAGCAUUCAUAAAAUUUCAGCGCGUCAAGCGUCGAAAGAAAACAGAUCUGCGAGAACUCGCCAGCGUAGCAGUAGGAAUCAUCAUUCACCAGCAUUCAGUUCACAAAAAUAUGAAAAGCCACAAGAAUCUCAUGAAGGCUUGCAAAUUCUAGCUGACGUUGCAACGAAAAUGAGUUUGAUUGAUAGGCCGCAUGCACGAUCUUCUUUGUCGACAGAUUCCUGGAACUGCUCUUUUGAUAUUGGCGCUGAUAAUGAUGGUGGUGAGGGCAUUGAUGAGCAGUUCUAUAAUGGUGAUGGUGGCACUGAAUUCUCACGAGCCUCAGAUUCGUCGAGGAGGUGCAGUCUUUCUUCCAGAUACAGUGCUGCAGAAUUUGUUGAAUACCAGGUUCGUGAAAACAGCACUUCCAAAGAUGGGUCUGGUAUCAGUGCCGAAGUUACUGGUAAUGGUGGUGGUGAUGAUGACGAUGAUGAGGACGGUGAUCGGAGCAGCAACAUUUUUCUUUCUAGUAGUGCUGACGAUGAUUGCGAUGAAGCUUGCGGUAAUGAUGAUAGCGAUGAAAGUAGCGAUGAGAUCAGCAAACCGAAGGAUACUGAGGAUAAUUUUCCAGACAGUGCUCGAGUAUUUUCUGGCGUCGACCGAGCUUCCCAUCCACUGCUUAGGAAAUCUUCCACGUUUGACCAUGUACCGUUAUGUCGGUACUGCGGCUCGAUACCGAAGAUAUUCAAAAUCACCUGA